This is a messenger RNA of Candida tropicalis MYA-3404, 624 nucleotides long. RefSeq lists its product as uncharacterized. Gene Ontology annotation, cellular component: cytoplasm. The transcript has a single exon. The coding region runs from base 1 to 624 and encodes 207 amino acids. The record is from RefSeq and is a predicted model, not a curated record. Lineage: Eukaryota; Fungi; Ascomycota; Pichiomycetes; Serinales; Debaryomycetaceae.
AUGAAUCUGGAAGAUAUCAAAACUUUGGAGAAGUAUCAGUCGUCAAAAAUAAACAGAGAGGAAAAUUCCGAAGAUGAAGAUGAAUUAUUUGCAUCGUUAGAGAAUGAAAUGGACGAAGACUUGUCCAAAUAUAGAGAAUCAAGAAUACAACAAUUAUCACAAGAAUUUAAAUCUAUUAAUCAACUAGAGUCUGUGGGUAGUUUACAAGAGUUCACCAAUGAAAAGGAAUUAAUGGAUCAGAUAGUACAACGCAAGGAUUGUUUAGUACAUUUCUAUCAACCUGAAUUCAAAAAUUGUAUAAAGAUGAAUCAAGUUUUAAAUCUAUUAGCUCAGAAUUUCCCGCUAUUACCUAUUUUCACUAUAACUGUUGAGAACUGUCCCUUUUUGGUAUCUAAGCUAAAUUUGAAAGUUUUGCCUUGUGUAAUUGCUUAUAAGUCUGGAAGCGAAUAUGAUAGAUUGGUUGGGUUUGAAAAGUUAGGAAACUCAUUGACAUAUGACAAAUUAGAACAUUAUUUAUAUAAUUUGAAUAUAAUUCAAAGGAAAUCAAUCAACAGAACAACUAUUAGCACCAGCAUCAAUGCCGACCAUGAUGAUGAUGACUAUGAAUCGGAUUUGGAUAUUUAG